CAUCUUCGUCAGGUUGUUUAGGAGUCUCUCCUUCGGUGUAAGCGAGCUCCGAAUUCUCUCUGCACAAAUUUGAUUGCGUGUUCGUUUUUAUGAAUCAGAUCGAUUAAACAACCCAAUAAUCUCAAUCAAUCAUCGAUAUCCCCAAAUUUCACAUAGUUCUUACAUAAUUCAAUUGAAAAUUUUGAAAUUAUUUACGUAAAAACAAGGAUUUCAAAGGAAAAUUAUGGAUAGCGGCCCUCUAUUCUACAAGGAGGGCUUGCCAACGACGAUACCUAAAACUGAGAAACAACGUGGGAGAUCAUCAUCGGCAUCAUCAAAAAAUUCUUCUAGACCUUCACUCCUCUUGGCUUUCUUCUCUUGUCUCGCGUGGCUUUACAUCGCCGGCAGGUUGUGGCAAGAUGCUGAGAACAGAACAUUAUUGUCUAAUCUGCUUGUAAAGAAUUCUGCCCAGAGACCGAAGGUUCUUACUGUUGAAGACAAGCUAAUGGUCCUAGGAUGCAAAGAUUUAGAGAGAAGAAUUGUGGAAGCUGAGAUGGAAAUAACACUAGCAAAGAGUCAAGGUUUCCUCGAGAACCAUUUGAAGCAGCCUGGGUCCUCUUCUAGCAAAAAGCUUCUCGCUGUGAUCGGCAUCUAUACUGGAUUUGGGGGUCGGCAAAAUAGAAAUGCAUUCCGAGGUUCUUGGACGCCUGGAGUUGAUUCAUUAAAGAAGCUUGAAGAAAGAGGAAUAGUCAUACGUUUUGUUAUUGGCCGGAGUCCCAAUCGUGGUGAUAGCUUGGAUCGCAAUAUUGAUGAGGAAAAUCGCACCACAAAGGAUUUCUUGAUUCUUGAUGGUCAUGAGGAGGCUGCUGAAGAAUCUCCUAAGAAAGCCAAGUUCUUCUUCAGUGCGGCUGUUCAAAAUUGGGAUGCUGAGUUUUAUGUAAAAGUCGAUAGCAAUAUACACCUUGAUCUCGAGGGGUUGAUUGAGCUUCUUGAAAGCCGUCGUGGUCAAGAUAGUCUGUAUAUUGGAUGCAUGAAAUCGGGAGUAGUAGUUUCUGAAGUGGGAAAGCAGUGGUAUGAACCUGAGUGGUGGAAGUUCGGUGAUGAGAAAUCGUACUUUCGGCAUGCAGCCGGCUCACUUAUUAUCCUAUCCCGAAAUUUUGCUAAUUACAUUAACAUUAACAGUGCAUCUCUGAAGACUUACGCUCAUGAAGAUACAUCAGUGGGUUCAUGGAUGAUGGGUAUACAAGCGACUUAUAUAGAUGACGGUCGUGUGUGCUGUAGCAGUUCUCGACAAGAUAAAGUGUGCUCUUUGGCUUGAUAAGAAGAACCGAUGAUCCAUCCAACUUCAUACAAAUCUCGAUUGUCAAGAAUCUUGCUGGCAUCUAUGUCCGUUAGGUGGUUUCUCACUUAGUUAGAUGUAAAGAAAAGCUUAGAGAAUCAAAUUUUUAGCCAUCAUUUUUCCAGAAAAAGAAGGUUCUUUUCUUUU
Cynara cardunculus var. scolymus (artichoke) is the source of this 1465-nucleotide messenger RNA. RefSeq names its product hydroxyproline O-galactosyltransferase HPGT3-like. The record is from RefSeq and is a predicted model, not a curated record. Gene Ontology annotation, cellular component: Golgi membrane. NCBI's taxonomy places the organism in Eukaryota, Viridiplantae, Streptophyta, Magnoliopsida, Asterales, Asteraceae. Gene Ontology annotation, molecular function: hexosyltransferase activity. The transcript is spliced from 12 exons. The coding region runs from base 224 to 1297 and encodes 357 amino acids.